Molecule: messenger RNA, 7789 nt
Organism: Chironomus riparius
Lineage: Eukaryota; Metazoa; Arthropoda; Insecta; Diptera; Chironomidae
Source: the annotation of a GenBank genome assembly
UUCUAAUCAAGUAAACAUGCUCAAAACAUAACUCCAAAAAUAUCGAGGCAAUUCAAAGCAUUAUAUUCAUUACUGCUGAGUAUCUCACUCUCCUAGAGCAAUCUGAUCAGUCAAAAGCGAAGAACUUCACACAAAGUUGAAUUAUCAUGGAAUUAUCAAGUGCAUCGUCAUCUGCAACUUAUUCAAUUCAAAAACUCGCUUUUCACGACAAAGUUAAAUUUUCAACAGCAACAUUUAAUGCAAAUAAAUUUGAUAAUUUGUGCGACUUACUCAAAAUUGAAGAUUUUCCAUUUCCUGAAGAUUUUUCGUCGAGUUCAUUCAAUCAUGAUCGGCUCAAAAAUAUUGUAGAUGAAAGAAAGAAAUUCCACGAAGCUAUAAAAUCAGAUGAUAAGGAAGAAAUUGUAAGAUUUUCUGAAGCCAAUCCUGACUUAAAGAUUGCUUAUAAUUUGGACAACAAGUCAGCAUUAUAUCAAGCUUUUAUCUUAAAAAAAACUAAAUCUUAUCUUCAACUUAAGUCGCUUUUAUUUCAAACAUCAGAAGACGAAAAAAUUGACGAUAAUUUACUCCCAAUAACCUUAAAGUCAAAAGAGCAAGCAACUGAGCAAAAUAUAAAUCGUGCAUUGCCUCAUUCCAAAUCAUCUCUCCUCAAAAUUAUUGAGAAAUCUAAAAUUCACAACACUAAUAUUAAUGAAAUAACGAGAAUAGAGUAUCAAGCAACUUUUGAAAAAUUCUACGAAGAGAUUAACGAUGCUAAAUAUGGACAGUUGCUGAUCGAUGUCGUUUCAUCAUGUGAAAAAUUAAAAAUAUUCUUUGACUUUGAAAGUGAAUCUACUGAAAACUUGAAUCUCAGAGACACGAAAGGAACAACUGGAAGCACAUACCAUGAAAAAGGAGAAAUAUUUAUUGGUGCUAAAUUGACAUCAAAUGGAAUUGAUCGUAAGGAAAUCAUUCGAGGAUAUUUGGCUCAUGAGUUGUGUCAUUAUGCCAUGCAUCUGGUCUAUGAGAAUUCAAUGAAACCAUUUUAUGAAAACAGCAAGCUUAAAGAUGAUUUUGAGGAAAUUGUAAAGGAAUUUAACCACAAAUUGAAAGAUGAUGUAACAAGCGAAUAUGAUGACGAAUGUGAGAAAAUUAUUUCAAAUAUUUAUAACCUUUAUGAACAAAAACUGUUUGCAUUAGAAUUAAUUGUGCGAGUGAUUCAAAUAUAUGCAUUUUACAAAGACAAUAAGGUGAAAUUGAAUUACUUAAGGGACAAAAAAUACCAAUCACUUUUCAAAUUCUUCGAAAACCACGUUGUGCCUGAUUUGAGAAUUUUCUAUAAAAACUGCAGUAAAUAUUAUGACGUAAGAAAACUUAAUGAAAAAUCAGGGCUCUUAAAAUACAUCAAAAGCAUUAAAUUCGAGUCUGCAAAUAAAAAACCAAUUGUGAUGAUCGAAAAAAACAAAAUUUUCGUGGUGACGACAAAUCAACCAAAAUUGUUUCUUCUUAAUGCCUACAAGCACUGGCAUCCUAUUGGUCAUACAUUUUUUGACACACAAAAUAUUGUGAUUAGUCCAAGUAUCAUGGAUGACGAUGGAAAAUUUACAAUUUACAAAGAAAUUUUGGAAAAAUAUUCAAAUUUGAACAUCUUAAUUGACUGCACGAAUAAAAAUGUUACCAAAAUAAGAAGACUUAUCUUCAAUAGAUCAAAACAUCGCUUCCUUUUCAUUGUAUUGAAAAAAAAUAUUUCUGAUGCAUUUUGCUUAAAUUAUAAAGUUUCAAGUGUAUCACUAAAUGAACAUGAAUUUACGAAAAAUGGCCAACAGUUGAUGCAGCAAACAAAAGUUGAUUUUAAUGGAAAUUUCGUUUGUUCAAUUUAUGACCUGCUGCAAAAAAAUUUCAACAUUGAAGCAUCAAAAACAAACAAGCCAAAUGAAGAAGUUAAGGAAAUCCUUGAAGACAUACCAGAAAUAAUUAACGACCAAUUACUUUAUUCAUUAAUGGAACGAUCAGAAAUUUCGAUUCUUAAAUCAUGUGAGGAAAUUGAUCCCUCAAAAAAUAAUCAUGAGCAAUUUACAUCAGCAGUUAAGCAGGAAAAAUGCGUUCUACUGUCACAAGUAACUGAUUCCAAAAAAAUGUGGAUGAUUAAAAAAAUAAUAAAUCAAGAGGAAAAUGCAACAAGAUGGACGAGUUAUAUUGAAACACAACAAAUUAUAAAUAAACUGGAACCACCUGAUGACGAUCUUGAAUUUUCAUCCUUAAUGACCCGAAAAGUUUUAAAUCAUAAAAGCAGCCUUAAUGAAGAAAUGUUUACAAAUUUUGAAAAGAAUGGCAAAAUUUUAUUUUUAUUUGAUGGAUUAAGCAGUUUGGCGCCAAAAGAUGCAACAUUUUUGACCAAAGUAAACUACACUUGGAAUGAUUUACAGCAAAAGCACCAAAUUGAGUUGAUUAAAGCAAAAAUUAUGUUUCAAAAUUACAGCUGCUCAUUUUAUGUUUUACUCAAAGAAAAUUCUACUACGACAGAAAAAAAAUCUAUUAAGCAGAAGAAAGACAACGACAUCCUUGAAGAGUUUUCUAAAAUAAUUGACGAUCGUCUUUUAUAUUUCUUAUUGGAACCGAUAAACAUUUCAAUUGCUACAACACUCGAAAGUGAAAUAGAGGAGGAGAAUUUUGAUUUCCUUUUCCAAGAAAGAGAAUUAAUUGGAUACAAAAAGGAAAACGAUCGGAUUAAAUAUUCCUACAACAAACUCCUUCCUGCUAUCGAAAAUGAAAAAUACGUCCUCAUAGCUGACAUGGCUGGUUCUGGAAAAAGUUGGAUGAUGAAAACUCUUGCUAAUGUUCUUCGUAAGGCUUAUCCAAAAAGAUGGGUCACUUAUGUGGAUCUUAAACAGUACAUUAAAGUUUUUAACAAGAAAAAUAAAAUUCUUGAUUUUGCUUCAUUCAUGACUGAAAAAAUACUGGAAGCAAAAGAUAAAUUUAAGGAGAAAAUGUUUACGCAAUUUUACAAAACUAACAAAAUUUUUGUACUUUUCGAUGGAUUCGAUGAAAUUGCACCAAAUUAUGCAGAAUUUGUGUCGGAAUUAGCUAAAAAAUUUGAGUCAAAUGGAGGAAAUCAGCUGUGGAUUGCAACAAGGGAUUACUUUGAAAUUGAUCUGCAAAAGGAACUGGAAUUGGAUGUAACAUACAAGCUAGAUGAUUUUAAAGAAGCUGAUGGAAUCAACUUGAUCGCAUCAAAGUGGGUAAUUAAGGAUUUCGAAAACAAAAAGUUUAACAAAUAUGCAAUAGAAAAUCACAAAAACUUUCCAAAGUAUCAAAAAAUCGCUCAAAAUUUGAUAAGUAAAAUUUCAAUGAUGAGUUCAAGACAAAUUGGUUUACCUCAAUUAUUCAGUGUUCUUGCUGAUGGUUUUGACAAUGAUAAUGAUUCUGUUCAGGAAUUUUCACAUUAUUCAAUUUUUGAGAAAGCAUCUGAUAAUUAUUUAUUAAAUUUUAUUAACGAUAAGGGAAAAGUUAGACAAGAAAUAUUUUGCGUAAGUCAGGAUGAGAGGUUGAAUCUAAAAAGACUUCAUGAAGUGCUGGCAAUUUUGAGUUAUUAUCCUGACAAAAUUGCUUUCUUUGGAUUGGAUAACGAAAAAAAGAAAUCAAUUGAUGAUAAAAUUAAUGCCUAUGGCCUGGUAAAGAAAAACAGUGAAUAUUAUUACUUCCUGCAUGAAACAUUCCGAGAGUUUUUUGCUGCUAGAUUUAUUGUGAUUUCAUCAUCUUUAAAAGCGAUUGAAGAAAUUCAUUAUGAAUUAUUUCUAGAUUUUCUCACAAUUCAAAGAUUCACGAUCAUUAGAUCCUUUUUAAAUGCUGGUUUAUUUGAGAAAUCAGUUUUUAAACUGAAUCAUAUUGAAGAGAUUUCAAAACUAUUAAAGGGAUCAGAGAAUAUUUCAUACAUUUUUGAAGACUGUCAUGAAUAUCUUGAAGAUUUAAUUAUUUCUGUGCUAGAAAAAAUCGACUACGAUAAGAGGAAAAAUAUUUUAUUUGCAAAUAUCAAAGAAAUUUUAGAGACGGCAAAAAGUUAUUCAAAUUUUCAAACAUUUUUCUUAAAAUCCAUAAAGGAUGAAGAUUUAAAACCUUUUGUCAAAAAUGAAAGACUUUUGCAUAAAGUUAUUCAAUCAAAUUUUGAAUUUGAAGUAUUUGAAAUUUUGGUUAACAAUAUUGAAGAUAGAUUCGGUAAAGAAUUUGCAAAAAUAUUAUUUCAACCAAUUGAAGCAAGAGAGCAAUGGAAUGACAGUAUUUUUUGCUCCUUAAUCACAUCUCAAGUCCCAAGUCUCGAGAAAAUCAAAAAAUUCUUAGCAUUUUUAAAGAGAUUCAUAACUAUUGCAGAAAUAGAUGAAAUGCUCCAUAAGAUUCCAAGCUUAGGCGUUCUUAAAAAUUCAAAUGUUUUAAAUAAGAAAGAAAAACUUGAAAUUGUUCUAAGUGCAAUUAAAGAUUUUUUCUAUUCUGAAAAUGUUCCUGACAAAUUUACAGAAUUUGUCGUUAAUACUCCAGUUUGUAUUCUAGGAAUAAUCGAAAAAUUUGAGAAAAUACAACCGGAUGAUUUUUUUUGGGGACUUUUGUUGGAAACUUUUGAGAGUCCAGAAGGUGUCAAAAAUUUUGUAAUGUCAGAUCUUCUAAAAGACUCUGAUGACAUCAUAAUGUUUAGGUUCGGAAGAAUGAUUUUAAAUUCAGUUGAAUUUUUCAGAAGCUUUUUUAGUGAAACGCAAUUUCGUGAAAUUUUAAAAAUUGAAAACAGAGUCAGAACAAAUAUCCUCAAAAUUUCAGCUCGUCAUUCAGAAAGUAUUGAGAUAUAUAAUUCAAUUUGGGAAUUUUUCAAAAAUGAAUUUGGUGCAGAAUUUUAUGAACUUAUUCAAGCUGUCAAUUCAAUCAAAGCCGAUGCUAGAAACAUCUUCUGGUUCACAUCAUAUCGCAAAGAUUUUGACUCAUUUAGCUUCAUUAUCGAUAAAUUUGAAAAAGAUCCAAUAAUGUCCGAAAAAGAGAUCAAAAAUCUAUUGUUGCAGAUAGAUCUUACAAAGCAGUCCUUUCUGUAUAAAGCUUUUGAGUGGGCAACAGGCACACAGGAAGAAAAUGAAGAAUUUUUCAAAAGAAUAUGGGAAAAAAUUCAAAUAUAUUUCAAUUCUUCAGAAAUUUUGGAAAUUUUACAAAAUAACGAUAUUUAUGGCCACAAUAUUAUUUUACAUGCUUGUAAUUCGAACACAACUACUUGUCGAAAUUCUCUGAAGACAAUUUGGAAUAUCAUUCUGAAUUUUAUUAAAAAUGAGUUUAAAGGUGAAUUAAUUGAUGAGGAAACGGAAGAAAAUAUUGCAAAAUGUAAGGCAUUAAUUGAAACCAUAACACAGUUUGAAUAUGAAUAUAUUUUAAGAAAAUUUAAGAAAGAUAAAAAUUCUGAUAUAAAAAUUCUAGAUUUAAGCUGGGUGAAAACUAAGAAUAUGCUAAUACUAAAUUCCAGUCUUGAUAUUUUUCAAGAGGAAGUAAAAAAGCAAAAUUUAUUUAAAAACGGAAGUGAUUUAAAGGCUCUUGCUUUUUGUGAGAAAUUGGAGAUCCACAAAAUUUCUUGGGAAUGCUGCUUUGAAAAAUUAAAAGAUUUGGAGCAUCUGAAAAAUUUUCUCCUACAAAAUAGCAUUUAUGGGGAUAAUUUCUUUCACAAUCUUUUUUAUUUUAAUAAAUCAAAAGAAAUUGUAAAAUUUACAUUGGAAAAAAUUCAAAAAAAAUUCGAAAAAUCCCAAAUUCAAGAUAUUUUGAGUUCAAAAAAUAUCAAAAAUGAAAAAUUAUUACUAUCCAAAUUUGAUGUGUGGAUUUGUCAAGAACUUUUGAUAAUGCUUGAUCCAAGUUUUGAGAAUAAGGAAGACAUAAUUGACAUUUAUCCUAAUUUGCUCUUAAAUGCUGCUGAAAGUAGUUCUGAAUAUUUUAAAUUAAUUUUCAAAAAAAUUAGGCUAUCGUUGAUUCAUUUUGAUUUAGAAAACACAUCUAAGCUAGAAGAUUUAAUUUUGCAAACGAAAUCGUUUACCAUAAAGGAAACUAUUUUGCAUAAAGCAGUUCAGUCAAGAGAUAAAAAUUUAUUAGAAACUGUUUGGAAGUUGAUUGAAAAUUAUUUUAAAUCCAGAAAUUCUCAUGAAAGUUUUAAAGAACUUGUUUUUAAAAAAACAUUUCAUUAUGAAGUUCCAAAAGAUAAAAUAGAUUGCAAUAUUUUACAUUUUGCUGCCAAAUAUGAUCAAAUUGAUUUUCACAAAAUACUUUGGAAGCUGCUGUUUAAUACUUUUUACGAUAAUCUUGAGGAAUUGAAAAAUUUGAUAGUUGAAAAAUCAGGGCCGAAUAACUUCAUAAAUUGUUUGCUUGUCUACAAUAAAAUUGAAAUUAUUAAGCAGUUUUUAGAUGAAAAUUUAGAAUACUUCAAAGAUUGUCAAAUUAGGGCAAUUUUAGCUGCAAAUGAAGAUCAUCCUUUGCUGAAAACUGCAGCAUCUUCCAAAGAUAUUAAGAAACUUAAGUUAUUGUGGAAAACUUUUAAAAAAUAUUUUAAAACUCUUCCUGAAAGAAUAAGUUUUCUCAAAAUGAUUGGUAAUGGAGGAUUUAACUUAGUAUUAGAAUCUGCAAGAUGCAAUGCAGAAAUAUUCAACUACGUCUGGGAAAUUGUUGAUGAAUUGAAUGAUAAUUCAGAGGAAUUUAGAAUUAAAAUUACUGAAAUUAUUGAGACAAUCCCGAACAAUGAAAGGAAUAUUAUUCAUAUUUGCAUCGAAAAUGAAGACAAAGAACUUCUUAGAGUGGUUUGGAUAAAAUUAGAAUCUUUUUAUAAAUCCUCAAAUUCUGUGGCAUCAUUUAGGAAGCUUAUACUGUGGAGACAGCCAAUUUCAUUGCCGAUUACAAAUAAUAUUCUACAUUACGCAAGUAAAUUGUCUAAUUUUGAUUUUCAUGAGAUGAUUUGGAAUCUCAUAUUUGGAUGUUUCGAAGAUUUAAGUCAAGUUCAAAGUUUGAUAGUCGAAGCAAAUGAUGUACAUCAUGUAAGUUAUGUCAAACGUAUUGUUUUUCAACAAAACAUAGAACUUAUAGAGAAAAUCCUUAACGUAUUCAUUGAAAAGUUCGACAAUCAGCAAAUGCGGUCAAUUUUUUUACAUCAAUGCCUAGAAUACGGUAUAAGUUUGUUAAUUUAUUCUAUUCAGUUUUACAAUAUUGAAAUUCUCAAAAAGCUGCUAGAUUUUUGGAAAAAUUUAUCAAAAAAUAACGAAGAAUAUUUAGAGUUGUUCAAGACAGUAAACUUUGAAGGGAACAAUAUUCUUCACACAGUAAUAUAUAAUUUUAUGACACCAUUAUAUUUAGAAAAUGAAAAUAUGAAAACCCAAAUCGAUAUUUUUGACUUUUUCGUCGAAGAAAUUAAGAAAGUUUCACCAGAAGAAGUCCGAAAAUUAAUGAAAGCUUCAAACAAUAAACAUAAAAAUAUAUUACAACAUGCAGUACGACACAGUACCGAGAUUGAGCUUCAUGAAUGUUUAUGGAAAAAUAUCGAAAAUUUUAUCCAAGAUCCUUCUGAAAUUUCAAAACUAAUUGACCCUGCAGAUGGUGAUUUGAGUAAUGUCCUUGCAAAUGUUGUUACUCACAAUGAUGUGAAUAUUGUUGAGUUCACAUGGGCAAAAAUUGAAAAAUAUUUGGGUGUGGAAUGCCACCAGUAUUUGAAAAGAGGUUUAAAAAACAUUGAAUUUACUAAGGGAAAUAUUUCUCAAAAUAAAAUUGGGUGGACAAAAGAGCUAAUGAAGAAAUAUAAGAUUGAACUAUAAAAAUGCAA